AUGAUUGGCCAACGGUUUACAAGUCGCGUCACAAAGCGUGCAUUCAUUCCGCUCCCCACGAAGUCGUCGAUGAAGAAAGAUGUCCGAACUACAUUCCCCAACACUACUAUCCAGCAAGACCGGGCGAGACUUGGCAAUAACUACCAGUUGCUAGCGAAGAUCGGUUGGGGCACGAGUUCGACCGUAUGGCUAGCGCGAGAUAUUACAAGAUAUCGAUGGCAGUCCGAGCGAACAGUUGCUUUGAAGAUUUCGAAUAGCUGUGACGCUAAAUCUGCGAUUGACCUUCUUGGUAUCGAGGAGACUGUUGCCCAAAAGAACCCUUCACAUCUGGGCUAUCAUAUUACACGCAGCUGCCUAGAAAGCUUUGAGCUUAAGACAUCGGACAAACCGCAUCUUUACCUUAUAUAUGAGGCAAUGCGAGAGCCAAUGUCAAUGUUUCAAAAACGCUUUAAGAACCGAAUAAUUCCUCUCCCGAUUGUAAAGGCAUAUAUUCAAUUACUUCUUAUUAGGCUGCAGUAUUUGCACGCCGAGUGCAGAAUCGUUCAUACUGAAGCUAUCCUAAGGUUCAUUCAAGAACAAGUCACCAAGCUCCCUAUAUACUAUAAGACUAAUCCAAUAACCAAUCACACCAUAUACCAAAGCUAUCACGGUUUCGGGGCAAUAGACGUUGAGGACGUCGGGAAUAUACUUCCGAGAAUAACCGAUUUCGGCUCAGUAUGGCAAUUCGUUGUUAACCCAGAAACGAAGUCACAAAACGAAGCCGUGCUUACGUAUCCUAUACAACCGAAUUACUACCGUGCGCCGGAGGUUGUCCUUGGCUAUGGAUGGGAUUUCAGCGCAGAUAUAUGGAACUUUGGUGUCCUUGUUUGGAACAUUAUCGAAGGAACGGAGCUGUUUACUCAGGUUGAAGAUGCUAACGGUCGAUAUGAUGCCAAAUCACAUCUGGCAGAAAUGAUCGCUCUGCUUGGUCCACCACCUAAGGGGGUAAUUGAGCGAGCAGACCAUAUGUCACAGGUAGACUACCCUACACCAAUUAGGAUUGAGGCGGGAAAGCUGUCCAAGAAUGCCCGGGAGCUCUUUGGUGGUCCUUACUUCGAUGAAGAAGGGAAAUUCCUUCACGAGGAACUCAUACCAAGUAGGAAACUGAAGGAUACAAUCCUAUCUCUUGAUGACUCGGAAAGGGAGCUUUUCUUGUCAUUUGCUAGGGAUAUGCUCACGUGGAUUCCAUCGGAGAGAAAAACUGCUCGUGAGCUGAUAGAGCAUCCAUUCCUCAAUUUCGGUGGACAUGUUUCUAAAGAUGUCUUGGAAGGGCGCUCCUAG
This is a messenger RNA of Penicillium psychrosexuale, 1320 nucleotides long. RefSeq lists its product as uncharacterized. Gene Ontology annotation, biological process: spliceosomal complex assembly; protein phosphorylation; regulation of mRNA processing. Gene Ontology annotation, molecular function: protein kinase activity; ATP binding. The transcript has 6 exons. NCBI's taxonomy places the organism in Eukaryota, Fungi, Ascomycota, Eurotiomycetes, Eurotiales, Aspergillaceae. Bases 1 to 1320 code for a protein of 439 amino acids. The record is from RefSeq and is a predicted model, not a curated record.